UCUUGACGGUGCAGCAACGUGGCUUUAAAAUUACGCGACAGUUCGUGUGAUCUGUUCGUUUAUCAAUACUUUUACCCGUGUCAUUUUCGUGGAAUCUGGUGACGAACGUUUUUCUUCAACAAAAAGGAAUCAGAAGAGGAGUUGGCUAACAAGUAUGAAUCAGGAUCAAGAAACACCAGCCACGACUACAGAUUUGGCUAGGCUGCCAAACGAAGAAUUCAACAGGCUGAAUGAGCCACUUCAAACAGUUACCACAGGUUACUGUCCCAGUAACUACUCCGUGACACAACCAAGUACCGAGGAGAAGUUGCACCCUGAGAAUGAAAUAUACCCCACACAGGAAUACAGACAAGAGCCAUGGCUUCAAGAUGGCAGCAGCUGCGAAACGGAGGACAGCGAGCAGUACGUGCCAGAGUUCCAUCGGAUGACAAACGCCAAUGUCAAACAGGAAUCAGCGAAUUGUAGAAGAAUCGAUGAUACUAAUUAUUCACAGUAUCAAACGCCAAUGAACCAUGCACAUUCGCAAGGUAGCACGUUCCUCGAUCUCGAUCCGGAGAAUCGCAGUAAUUGCUUCGGAAAUACUAAGAUGAGCUCGAGAACAAGCGAGGCCACGAAGAACGUAGCGGUGAAGGAAGAACCAACGGACAGAGGAUAUGGGGAGCCGAUUUCCGUGACGAGCAUCCCCACAUCAACAGCUCAGGAUACUCGAAAUAGCAACAGCAUGGUCUACCAGCAACAGCAGCAAUACGGAAGCGGAACGAGAAACACCAGAGGUUCGCCAUCGCCUAGUCGACCAGCCAGCACUUCCUCCGCAGCUUCUCAAUGGCAAUCGACGAUUCCAGCUCCUGGCGAAGCUUUCUUUCCACGACAGGAGAAUUGGAGCUCGGAAGUGUACGGUAAGAGAAGCGUGACGCCCACGUGGACCGAGCUGGGAGUUCAAUUAGAAAGCAGAAAUCCAUCGUGGGAGAGACAGAGUAAUUGUUAUCAAAAGAAAGGAUCUCCUAGCUCGUGGAACACAGAGUAUACUAGCAAGAGGCCAUCCUCGGCGACGGGAGUGUCACCUUGGAGCGAAAUGUCUGUUGGUUAUCAACAGCAACGAAGAGGUUCUCUUCAAUUAUGGCAGUUUUUAGUCACUUUGUUAGACGAUCCUGCGAACGCACCUUGCAUUGCAUGGACUGGUCGUGGAAUGGAAUUCAAGCUAAUCGAACCGGAAGAGGUAGCUCGAAGAUGGGGAGUUCAAAAGAAUCGACCGGCAAUGAAUUACGAUAAAUUAAGCAGGUCAUUGAGGUACUAUUACGAGAAAGGGAUAAUGCAAAAGGUGGCUGGAGAGAGAUACGUGUAUAAGUUCGUGUGCGACCCGGAAGCACUUUUCAACAUGGCCUACGGCUCCGCAGGAUCGGCUGGUCUCCCCAGCGAAGUACAAAACGGCGUUCGAAGCCAAUCGAUAUCUAGCAAGAUAUCAUCUACGAACGACGUUUCUGAUUUAGCAAAACAUCCCACCAAUGGCUACGGUGAUGCAGUUCUUGCCAUGUACUCGAAUACCGCAGCAGUGUAUGGGCCAUCCAGUUUGCAUCAUCUGCACCAGUACCUCGGUGGCAACGAGGGUUUCAAGGCACCAUCGAACAGAUACCAUCCCCAUUACUCGCAUGAGUACAACGGAAGUCACCACCAUCCGCCCUCGAGCUACACAGAGACCUUCCUAAACUACGGUCGCUUGUCGUCCCACGAUGCUCCGACAGAAUCGAGGAGCCAAGAGCUCGCGAGAAUUCCGUACGCACAGGAAACAGAAGGUAUCAGCAGAGAACGAGAGGCGUCAUCGAUUUUGUACGAUGGCGUGCAGAGAACGCAAUUACCGGCUGCUCCAACGCUUUCCCAACCAACCUUGCUAGACGCUACCACCACCAGCUCGAAGAUCGAGCAAACUUCGUACGCCUGCCUCGGCGUAGGGAGCUGCGUCUGCUGAAUCUCUCUCAACAGUCACAACUUUAUCGGAAGACGGAAAGUCAUACGCAUCGAGAAUUGACUCUCGAGAAAAUCUCUAGUCAUAGAUUACCCCGUACUACGUGCUUACACGUUAUACGAUUG
Messenger RNA from Bombus pascuorum, 2085 nucleotides. RefSeq lists its product as uncharacterized. The coding region runs from base 155 to 1963 and encodes 602 amino acids. Gene Ontology annotation, molecular function: DNA-binding transcription factor activity, RNA polymerase II-specific; sequence-specific DNA binding. The transcript is spliced from 9 exons. The record is from RefSeq and is a predicted model, not a curated record. Gene Ontology annotation, biological process: regulation of transcription by RNA polymerase II; cell differentiation. Gene Ontology annotation, cellular component: nucleus. NCBI's taxonomy places the organism in Eukaryota, Metazoa, Arthropoda, Insecta, Hymenoptera, Apidae.